Messenger RNA from Raphanus sativus (radish), 932 nucleotides. Its product is annotated as protein SHORT HYPOCOTYL IN WHITE LIGHT 1. Lineage: Eukaryota; Viridiplantae; Streptophyta; Magnoliopsida; Brassicales; Brassicaceae. The transcript is spliced from 4 exons. Gene Ontology annotation, biological process: regulation of abscisic acid-activated signaling pathway; negative regulation of photomorphogenesis. The record is from RefSeq and is a predicted model, not a curated record. The coding region runs from base 51 to 686 and encodes 211 amino acids.
GGCAAAAAGGAAAAAAAAACAGAGUGGUCUGGUCUGAUUCGUAAAGAACGAUGCCACUGUCCGCAUCAAUAUCAUCGCCGUCUUCUCUCGUUCUUCUCUCAACCCGAUCACGAUCGCCUCUCUCCUUCUUCAUCUCCACUCCCGGAACCCUAAUCAUCUCCAGAACCCCUGAUCCUCCUCCUUCUACUUCUCUUUUUGCUUCCCGGCGACCCCGCGACUUCAUCAACGGGAGGAGGGAUGGUUUCGUAGACGGUGAUCGGAGCUGGAACCGGAAGAUCAGACCGGAGUAUGGGAUCGAUGAGGAAUAUGGAGAGGACGAAGACGAGCAGGAGGAGGAGGAAGAGGAAGAAGACAGAAGCUUGGAUCUUUUGCUUAGGUUCGUCGAGAAUGUCUUCAGAAAAGUCUCCAAGAGAGCUAGGAAAGCCGUCCGAUCUGUUUUGCCUGUUUCCAUCUCCACCAAGCUGGUGGGAUUCUCAGUGAACGGUGUACUUAUACUUGCAUUUCUGUGGAUCUUGAAGGCCUUUCUCGAGGUAGCUUGUACGCUUGGGACUAUUGUAUUUACGAGCAUUCUACUUAUACGAGGACUUUGGGCUGGUGUAGCAUACGUACAAGAAAGUCGCAACAACCGGAUCAAUGAACUUGCUGACGACCCACGUGCAUGGAACGGGGUGCAACCAGCGUCAUGAUUAAUUCGCUUUGUGCUUCAAAAAAACAAGUUUCUGACUUCUGAAAGCCAAAAUUGAUUUAGGUUCUUGGAAGACAAUAAAACCACAGAUGAUUAUAGGAGUGAGUUACACUGGAUAUGAUGUGCAUUGGCAUUGUCUGAUGAUUUAGUAAGUAAAAGAAUGUAAUGUUUGUAGCAUUCCAAUUAAAUGGGAUUCGGUGACACUGUAUCUUAGUUUUCCAAAUAAAUACAAAACCAUAUUACAGAA